GCAUUAAAACGGUCAUCUGAAAGGAAAGAUAAGGCAAAAAAAGAGAAAGAUGGCAAUUAGUUCUUCACUCUCAGUUCUGCUGUCAAAUCCAGUACCCAAAAUCAGCUCUUAUAAAUCUGAAAUGAAAGAAAGUGGUUUAAACAAGAAAACCCUCAAGAGAUUGAGUAGUAAAAAGCGUAUAUCAACGAGACUGAAUGCAGCCGGAUUGUCUGAGAUAGAGCCUGAUCUUAAUGAGGACCCUGUCGAUCGUUGGGCCACCCCCAGUAUUGAUCCUGAUGAUUUUAAGUAUGGGGAGUACGACGGUCAUCAUACCUAUUUCGAAGGAGAGGAAAAGAGAACAUUUUGGGAAUUAAUUGCAGCAGACUAUGAAGCAGUAGAGCCGCCAACAGGUUUUCAGGGAAUUAUUUCGUGGCUCUUCCUUCCAGCAGUUGCAGCCGGGAUGUACUUCAAUGCGCCGGGGGAGUAUAUUUUCAUUGGAGCAGGAGUGUUCGCAUUUAUAUUUUGCGUAAUAGAGAUGGAUAAGCCAGACAAGCCUCACAACUUUGAACCUCAGAUUUAUACAAUGGAGAGGGGAGCUCGUGACAAGCUUAUAAGUGACUAUAACUCAAUGAGCAUAUGGGAUUUCAAUGAGAAGUAUGGCGAUCUCUGGGACUUCACCAUUAAAAAGGAUGCAGAUGAUAUAAUGAAGAGAUAAUUGUAGAAAUUAUGACUUUGUUCAGGGGUAUACAUAUAAUAUAUACUAUAGUGAUCAACUAUGGUUUUUCUUUGCAA
Molecule: messenger RNA, 771 nt
Organism: Ricinus communis (castor bean)
Lineage: Eukaryota; Viridiplantae; Streptophyta; Magnoliopsida; Malpighiales; Euphorbiaceae
Product: photosynthetic NDH subunit of subcomplex B 5, chloroplastic
Exons: 5
Coding region: 50-694 (214 amino acids)
Biological process (GO): response to oxidative stress
Cellular component (GO): chloroplast
Source: RefSeq, a predicted model, not a curated record